AUGGCAAAUCAAAGUGAAAUUACACUUGCUUGGCUCGAUGCAAACAUAGACAAUGAAGAAAAUAAAAUAACCUACAAUAAACUAUGUGAAGAGUUUGGCGAUUGUAUGCAAUUUUUGAAUCAAUCUGAUUUUAGCAGAUUUCGUGGACGUAUCAUGCAUAGUUCAAGACGACUUAUUCUCAUUGUUAGUGGAAAAAUAGGUGAAAAUUUAGUACCUGAUAUACACGAAAAGUCAAAUAUUUUAUCGAUCUAUGUCUAUUGUUCAUGGAAAGAAAAACAUGAAGAAUGGUCUCAAGGAUAUUCGAAAGUCAAGGUUGUUACUAAAGUAGAUGAUCUUAUUUCUAAUAUUAAAUCAGAUUAUAAUUCUUAUGGAAAUUAA
This is a messenger RNA of Rotaria sordida, 378 nucleotides long. NCBI's taxonomy places the organism in Eukaryota, Metazoa, Rotifera, Eurotatoria, Philodinida, Philodinidae. The record is from the annotation of a GenBank genome assembly.